Messenger RNA from Scomber japonicus (chub mackerel), 1390 nucleotides. RefSeq names its product parvin, beta (gene parvb). Gene Ontology annotation, molecular function: actin binding. Bases 67 to 1065 code for a protein of 332 amino acids. Gene Ontology annotation, biological process: lamellipodium assembly; actin cytoskeleton organization; substrate adhesion-dependent cell spreading. Lineage: Eukaryota; Metazoa; Chordata; Actinopteri; Scombriformes; Scombridae. The transcript is spliced from 13 exons. The record is from RefSeq and is a predicted model, not a curated record. Gene Ontology annotation, cellular component: actin cytoskeleton; focal adhesion; lamellipodium.
UUUGAGAGUGAGGAGUAUUUACACUCUGAAAAUAUAAAGUUGAACUUAAAUACAGGUUGCUCUAGGAUGGAUGCUGGUAAUAUGAGUGAUCUCCAUGAGGAGGGGAAGAAUGCCAUCAAUGCUCCCAUGCUUCCUUCAGCACCAGACAUCCAUCCAGAGGACACACUGAUGGAGGAAAAUGCAGAGAGGUACAUGAUCAACCCAACAUCGCGGGAGUGUCCCAAAUUUAAAGACCUGCAGAAGGUCCUGGUCGACUGGAUCAACAGCGAGUUGGAGGAGGACCGGAUCAUAGUCAAAGACCUGGAGGAGGAUUGCUAUGAUGGACAAGUGCUUCAAAAGUUAUUUGAAAAGCUGUCAGGCAGGAAGCUGAACGUUGCCGAGGUGACCCAGUCGGAAAUCGGACAGAAGCAGAAGCUGCAGACGGUUUUGGAGGCCGUAAACGAUCUUCUGCGACCUCACGGCUGGACUCUUGAGUGGAGCGUGGACACUAUCCAUUCAAAGAACCUGGUGGCUAUUGUAUAUCUGCUGGUGGCACUCGCCAUGCAUUUCCAGGCCCCCAUCAGACUGCCUGAGCAUGUCUCUGUACAGCUGGUGGUGAUCAAGAAACGAGAAGGCAUCCUGCAGACUGCUGUAGUGACCAAGGAGCUAACGAGCACCACAGAAAUGAUGUUGGGAAGAUUUGAAAGAGAUGCAUUCGACACUUUGCUGGAUCACGCACCUGACAAGCUCAACGUGGUAAAAACGUCACUCAUCACCUUUGUGAACAAACACCUGAACAAGCUGAACCUGGAGGUUACUGAGCUGGAAUCUCAGUUUGCCGAUGGAGUGUACCUCAUAUUGUUGAUGGGGCUGUUGGAGGACUACUUUGUCCCUCUGUACAACUUCUUUCUCACCCCUGAGAACUUUGAACAGAAGGUCCACAAUGUGGCGUUUGCCUUUGAGCUGAUGCAGGAUGGAGGACUGAAGAAACCCAAAGCCAGACCAGAAGAUGUUGUCAACCUGAACCUCAAGUCCACUCUCAGAGUCCUCUACAACCUCUUCACCAACUACAAAAACUCUGAGUGACUUCUCCCUUUUUCACUCCUGAUAUUUCUCUGAUAAAUGCCCUGUGCCUGUGCUGAUAUCAUGCAUUACAGUCUGGACACUGGAGGAGACUGACUGGGACUAAAAGUCAUCAUAAUGUGGGACUGAAAGAGACCCAGGGGAAGUAGCCUGAAAAAGGCUCUGAAUGUUUGUAUUUAAUCUUCCCCAAAUGUCAGUAUUUAUUUAUUCCUUCCUCGAAUGUUAUCUGCAACCUAGGAAACCCUGAACUCUUUAGCCUGCAUUUGAAUACAGUCAACACUGGAAAAAAUUUACAAGGGCAGAAUGUUAAAAUGGAAAGCAUGGAAGA